Coprinopsis cinerea okayama7#130 is the source of this 2115-nucleotide messenger RNA. RefSeq lists its product as hypothetical. NCBI's taxonomy places the organism in Eukaryota, Fungi, Basidiomycota, Agaricomycetes, Agaricales, Psathyrellaceae. Bases 1 to 2115 code for a protein of 704 amino acids. The transcript is spliced from 9 exons. The record is from RefSeq and is a predicted model, not a curated record.
AUGUCGACCAAAAUCGCCCCGCCGUCCAAAACCCUCACCGCCUCCCUCAGAAAUGUUGCCAAAUUCAUAGACAGCAAACCGCACACCUGGUCGGAGGAGAACAAGGACGACAAGGUUCUCUUCGUUAUGGGAUCGUACGCCCUCAUAGACCUACUGUCUACCAAGCAAUUCGAGGAGUAUCGCAAGAAGGAAUACAUUGGCGACGCGAUUUUUUUAUGGCUCAAGUACCUCGCCAAUCGGCGCGAGUUUCAGGAGUCCCCAGAGACUGUGAAACUGUCGCGUUUCCAACAUCCCGUUUUCCAAUCCGUCCCCAUCAAUGUUCCACUCCUCUCCGGAAAGACGUACGUCCCCGGCUCAUCCGUCGACAAGGCCAGCGACCAGCCCACCAGCGCGUCCACCGUCAAACAGCCGAACGCCAAGCCUUCCAAUCCUCAGCCGUCCAAUAAGUCGGGACAUGAUCAAGCUCGGGCUCGUAGCUCCACCAGCGAUAUCGACCGUCACCCAGUAGCACCAGUGCAGGCCAAAGCUGAGGGAGCGAAGAGAACCAAGGGAGGAUCGGGGAAAGGAAAGCAGCCCGCUCACUCGGAGGCCGGUGAUGAUAGCGCGAUGGAGGUUGACGAAGAAGAAUCGAAUCCUAGUGGCAAGGGGGGUCAGAAAGCACGUAGAGGGGUGGAGGACGAAGGACCUUCGUGGAACUCCAAGGACGACUCAGACGCCUCCUACCACGAGAGCGACUCCGACGAAGACACCGACUCGGGUAAUGCGAAAGCGAUCAGGAAGACCAACGCCAAGACCAAGUCUGCGGCAACGAAAAGUUCCUCGGCGGCUGGCAAACGUGGUCGAGCUGAGGACGACACCACCUCCACUGCAGCCAAGAAGGUUAAAUCGAACUAUUACAAGGCCCCCGUUCCCUGCACCACGUGCCAAUCGAAGGGCCAGGAUUGCUUCAUCUCUCGACCCCGCGUCGCCUGCAUUGGGUGCAAUCCUCCUGGGAAGAAACGACUGGCGACGUGCAGCUUCAGCUCUCGCAAGAAGAAGAGUCCGCAUGACGAUGGUGCCAGGGAUGAGCCGUCUGUCGCGGAGGAUACAUCCACGGUCAACGGUGAUGACCUUGACGAGUUGGCCCCGGAAGUGCCGAACUCGGCAUCUGCUAUCCAGGCCAAGCAUCCUCCCCGCCAAAGCGGGUCUCACCAACUUGCGUCACGCUUCAACUUUGCCUCGGCAGAGAGGGUCGAUACAUCUCAACCACCUGCACUCGAGGCCCUAGUUGAGUCGGGAUUCGCGAAGCAUGGUCGUGCUCGUGCCAAGCCGACCGAGUUGGGCGAAGGAAAAAGAAAUAUCGCCAAGGUUGGUUCAUCGAGCACCUCGAGCACGCAAGCAGACUUUGCGAGUGCCAAGAGCACGUCGUCGGUCGACCAGGCCCAGACGAUGCUCACUCGAGUUGCCCCUGCCGCAGCCGUCGAGUUAUCCUCAAGCUCUAUCGACCGAACCGUCACCCGCCUACUCAUGGAAAACGCUCGUCAACAAGCUUCUAUCAAUUACCUGAUGGCCACAAUGGAGGUGCUCUUGGAAGAGACCAAGGAGUAUGAACAGGUCCUCGCUUACGCGGCCACCCAAGAGGCCAGAAUCAAGACGUUGGAAGAGCAGCUGGAGGCUGCUCAGGAAUCGGUCAAACAAAUCCACGACGAUCGCGAAAGCGACGCCAAAGCACUUGGCGCUGAGAAUACCGUCAACACGCGACGCAUCGAGUCCCUUGCAUCCACAUUGACCGUCAUCAAUAACUGGGUCGCGUCGAAGAUCAAAGCUGAACUUGGUACAGUGGUCGCCACCCCUCGUGAUACCGAAAUCCAAGGUGUCCAGAUCCCAAUGCCCCUUGACAUCAACCCACCUUCCAAUCCCGCCAAUGUGACCACCGCCCAGGACACCUCCGACAGACCCCUCCCAACCGCUUCGACCAUCGUGUCUGGUCCUUCAGUUGAAGCCAAGCCCCGCCAAGAGCCCGAGGGGCAGGGUGGUAUACUCGACUACAUCCAGUAUCCUCCUGAAGAGCAGGUAACAGGCAUUCAUUCACUGCAAGAGAACGAAGAAGUCGAACGCCUCAUGCGAGAGGAGUGA